AUGGUGCAAGCAGGCGGCCAUCGACGUCCGUGGGCAGAGGCAGCCAGCAGUGCUUUUGCUGUUGCGUCAGCGCUUCCCUCCUCGAUGAACAGCGAACAGAUAGCCGACUUAUUCGAGAAGAUAGAGAAUGGAGUCGUGGUUGAGCCUUUCCCGUCGUUAUCACCUGAUAUCAAACGAAAUUCUACUGGGGAGACAUUUCUGAUUGCUGCUGCACGUACCAACAAUGUGCAUGCCGUCAAAAAUCUUGCAGCGGAUCCAGACUUGCUGGAUGAGACAGACAAUGAAGGGUGGUCCGCUUUACUUAACGCCUCCCACAAAGGCCACGUGGAUGUUGUUAGGAUUCUUUUGGAAGCUGGAGCUUCGGUAGAUCUACCAGAUAUGAUGGGAUGGAGUCCGUUAAUGUGGGCUGUAUACAAAUGUCAUCCAGAAAUUGUUGAUAUGCUUCUCAACUAUGGCGCCCACGUAAAUUUAAUAGAUGAAGAAGAUGGAUUGACACCACUCAUUGUUGCGUCUGGUCGAGGUUUCACCUCUGUUGUUGAAAAGUUAUUAGCAGCAGAUGCACAGGUUAAUGCAUGCGAUAAAUUUGGUAGCACUGCUUUAAUAUGGGCGGCUAGGAAAGGUCAUCUUCCAAUUGUUCAAAUGCUCUUAAACGCUGGUGCUGAAGUGGAUGCUGUUGGAAUGGGUUCUUCAACGGCUCUUAUGUUAGCAACCAAAGGUAAUUACCUCACAGUUGUUGAUCUGCUGCUAACUCGGGAACCAAAUGUGAACGUCGUGGAUCAGAAUGGAUUGUCAGCAUUAGGAAUCGCUGCACGAGAAGGCUAUGCAGACAUUUGUGAAUCUCUAAUUAAUUCUGGUGCUUUCGUGAAUCAAAGUGAUAAAUAUGGGAAUUGGAUCUUAAUUAGCGCAGUACGAAGUGGAAACGCUAAUAUAGUUCGACUGCUUCUAGAAAAAUUUGCUGAUGUAAACGCAAGAGAUUCUGAGAACAGAACUGCUCUACAUCUGGCCAUCGACAAGUCCUUCAUGGACAUUGUAUAUAUUAUCCUGGAGAGGAAACCGAACCUAGAGUUAAAGAACAGGGAUGGCGAAACUCCUCUUCUCCGUGCUGUCAAAAGUCGUCAUGUGGCGCUUUGUGAUCUCCUUGUGAAGUCGGGUGCUAAAAUUUCCGCCGCCGAUAAUAAUGGGGACAACGCUCUUCAUUUGGCGCUGAGAGCUAGAAGUCGACGACUCACACAAACGUUGUUAGCGAACCCCUCCGAUUCCCGCCUUCUCUAUCGACCUAAUCGCUUGGGACAAACUCCGUAUUCCAUUGACAAUGCGAAUCCACAACCAAUUCUUCCUCUCAUAUUCGGUCCCAUAGAUGCCGAACAACAUAUGGAUACUAUGUUAGGAUAUGAUGUGUACAGCAAUGUACUUGCUGACAUAGUGUGUGAACCUUCUCUUUCUUUGCCAUUGACCAUAGGCCUAUAUGCUAAAUGGGGAUCGGGGAAAUCGAUACUGCUUGGAAAACUCAAGGAUUCUAUUAACAGUUUUUCUCGUAAUUGGCUGGAAGGAGCUCAUCUGAGCAUGUCUGGUCUUAUUUUUUUCUACCUAACAUUAUUUUGCGUAAUAUCCACUACUACACUCUCAACACUCUCUGCGAUUACCGCAAGUUUACCUGCAUUGAUAGCGGUGUGGAUUUUUGGAGGAUGUCUUCUUAUUCUACUUAUUUCAUCUUACUGUUUUCUUUACUACGGAAGCGAAAUGCGUGGAUGGUCAGCCCCAGGUCGAGUUGCAAACUCUCUUUCGCGAUUCAUCUAUCGAAUCCGCCUUUUAUGGAACGUGGCAACUUUGUAUGCACCUAUGCAUUCAGAAAAUGACAUUGCGAGCAAUCCUGUGAGUUUUUUGUUCGCUGAUUAUCAUCGUCUUUCUUCUAUUGGUGGUGAACAAGCGCUGGCAAAAAUCGUCGCAACGUUAUUCGAGUCUGCUGAAACACACUUUGGAGUGCUGCCCGUUCGACUAUUUUGCUCACUGAGAACAGCAUAUCCAGGACAAUACGGUUCUUUGCGGAGACACUGUGGAGUCCCAGUUGUGUUGCUUGUCGGAGUUGCUGUGUGUAUGCUGCUCUCUGCUGAAGUGUUCAUGAUAAUUUGGUUGUUCAGCGAUAGAGAUACGAGUUCUGGAGCCCUACUUGUUGCUUCGAUUGCGUUCAUGGUAGUGUUCCUUAUGCUAACUAUCUAUCCUAUUAUUAUUUUGUUGCGAUAUGGUUAUACUAACGUCCCUCGAAAACAUGUUAACGAAGCAGCAAGAUCUGUACACAAGUUACGAUUUGAAGGAUUAAUGCAAAAGCUGCAAACUGAGGUGGACAUACUGGCGGACAUGAUAAGAUCGUUGGAUGCAUUCACGAGAAGUCAAACGCGGCUUGUAGUUGUUGUGGAUGGUCUCGAUAACUGUGAACAGGAGCGUAUGGUUCAAACACUGGACGCGCUGGAGCUUUUGUUUUCUGCACGGAAACAUCGCCCGUUCAUUACUAUUAUCGCAGUUGAUCCACACAUUAUUGUAUCUGCCAUAAAUCACAACAUGCAUUCUGCGCUCACAGGAACUGAACUUACUGGUCAUGACUAUCUGAAAAACAUUGUUAAUAUGCCUCUUUAUCUUCACAAUUCUGCCCUUCGUCAAUUGCAGAAUAAGUUGAAAGACAAACGAGAAUCAUUAGCGGACUGGAAAGAGCGCUAUCGCCGUCAAGACACAUUCCACGGUUCUCAUUUAUCAUUGGCCGAUGGACGACAAAGUCGUAAAGCAACAAUAGUUGUUGGAACUCGCAGCAUCGGUGAAUCCUUGUUAAGUGAUGACUAUUUCUCAAACAUGAAUCCACGAGCUAUGAGGAGGAUUGUCAAUGCGUUGACGCUAACAGGCAGACUCAUGCGAGCAUUUGAAAUUGAUUUUUCAUGGCUCUCGCUUGGCCACUGGGUUUCGUUACUGGAACAAUGGCCCAGUCGAAUGUGUUGGCUUAUUGAUAGGGCCGUUGACAUAAAUAAUAACGGGUUAACGCUUGCAGAGGUCUACCACCAACUGAAGGACCACAUACCAAAAAAAGAUUCAUUAAUCGAAUUAGAUAGGAAUCCAGACAAUUUUGAGGCAUUUCUCGAUUCACCAACGAUUCCAAGCGCUGAGCAGCUAACUGUAGGACAUGUUAAAAAGUUCGUGCCAUGCACUAGCAACCUUGAUCCAUACCUAAGGAAAUUGAUCAGAGAGCGUCGACAAGGACUUGAAGAUCCCGUGCAAGAACUUGGUUUCGGCAGUGUGGUUAUUCCUCCAAAUGCGAAAUAUCUGUUUGGGGAUGAAAAAGUGUGGAGUACAGUCUGCACUCCUCUGGUCGAAAUGAGGUUAGAUGAUGUUUGUGCUCUACUGAAGAAACUAGACAUUGCUUCGAAUCGUUUGGACGCGAUUGUGCGGAAAUUUGAGCAAUUGAAUCUCGGAGGCUUAGUUCUGGCCUCUUGCUCGCUUCAGGACUUGAAGGAUGCGUUAGGGAUACCGCUUGGUGACUGGACUAUGGUGCGUCUUUUAGUGGAGACGUUGAAGGCGUUCGGCUCCAAUGUACCGGGAGUGAAGACGGAUAAGAGAAGAGCUUUAACGCUCCCAGAAGAAGAUGAAGAAGGAUCGGAAGAGAGCGUAGAUUUGACGACAAGACGUGGUACAAUCGUACAAUCGCCGUCUGCAAUGAUCACAGCUGAGGAGCGUAGGAGAUCUAUGGCAAUGCCUGAGGAAAUAAACACUGAUCACAAAUGGUUGAUGGAAAGCCUGUCUGGAAUGGAUCUCACGCAACCAGAAGGUGACUUGAACUUGGCACCUUCAUCUGCAGCUUCAGUACGAUUUGAUGAUGCUGCUGAAGAUGGGCUGGCUUCGGAUGCUGACAGUACAGAGUCACGGUUUGGAAGCCGAGAAAACCUUCUUGAUCCAGGACCCAUCUUGAGUCGUCACUCUAGUAGUACUGGAAGCCAUAAAAAUCGUUCUACGUACAUGAGCUUGCCCCAGUAUAGAAGAAUGAGCCGGGGCGAUUUGAUGAGACAGAUCCACAACGACUCCAUUCAUAGCACGGAGGGUGGUAUAAGUGCGCGUGCAUCAGUAGUGUCCGAUGACGACCAUCAGGUAACGAUAAUGCGACGGGACGGAAGUAUCGUACCUGGAGAACGACCACAAUUGACAAACAUUUUUGGACGUGAAAAUGGCAAUGCGUAA
Molecule: messenger RNA, 4215 nt
Organism: Necator americanus (New World hookworm)
Lineage: Eukaryota; Metazoa; Nematoda; Chromadorea; Rhabditida; Ancylostomatidae
Exons: 36
Coding region: 1-4215 (1404 amino acids)
Molecular function (GO): PDZ domain binding; protein kinase regulator activity
Source: RefSeq, a predicted model, not a curated record